Molecule: messenger RNA, 561 nt
Organism: Suhomyces tanzawaensis NRRL Y-17324
Lineage: Eukaryota; Fungi; Ascomycota; Pichiomycetes; Serinales; Debaryomycetaceae
Exons: 1
Coding region: 1-561 (186 amino acids)
Source: RefSeq, a predicted model, not a curated record
AUGCCGCUCUUUAAAAGUUCUCCCAAGGAGGAGAUACUUCCAUUUGAAAAAGAGCACGCUCAAGAGUACAAGAUGAGCAGCAACAACUACGAGAACAGACUCUUACAGGCCGUCAACGAGGCCCAGCCGUUCGAACAGGCCCACGACCACACCAAGGACAACCGUCGUCCUUCAUACUUAUCCCAGGAGUCCAACAACCUCAAGGACAUCUUUGGCAACACCAUCGCCCAGGGAGACAUCUCCAACCCCACCAGAUCCAGAAACGAACGUCCCUUAGACACCAUCCGCAGUUUCGAGUACGCCAUCACCGGAGACCUCACCUACCGGGACCAGCUCGAGUCGCACCGUUUAGGGUGGGGCUUCCACGAAGACUUUCCCUACUACAACUUGGUCAGUGGCCAGGAGCAGUAUCCACAAAGAGGCGCUGCUGGUGCUGGCUUGGACCGUCCCGUGGCCAAUUUUGGUGAGCAGGCGGUGUACCAGGCCAACAACUACAGCGCUUCGUCGUUGAAGCCUGAGGGCAAGAAGAAGAAGGGGAUGUUUGGAAGAAAAAAGAAGUAG